AUGGGUUCUCUGUAUAUUUCUAGUAGAUUGUUCUUAAUUCGUCCAUGGUCUCCAUUUAUUGAACAAUAUAUUAGUUCAAUCAGAUCUGUACCUGUAUGGAUGAUAAUUAGAGAUUUGCCAAUUCAUCUUUGGAAUGCUACUGGAUUUGCUAGGAUUUGUAGUCUUGUAGGAACUCCAAUUAUGACUGAUACUCCUACAGCAAUGAAAACUAGAAUGUCCUUUGCUAGAGUUUGUGUAGAAAUUGAUUCAAACUGCACCUUUCCUUCAGAGCUUCCUUAUCAAAUUGAUGACAAAAAGUAUAAGGUGAGGGUUGAAUAUCCAUGGAAGCCUGCUCUAUGUUCUCUUUGUAAGAGUUUUGGGCACUCAAGUGCUAAGUGUGGUUACAAUCCUGCACCUAAGUAA
Messenger RNA from Papaver somniferum (opium poppy), 402 nucleotides. RefSeq lists its product as uncharacterized. The record is from RefSeq and is a predicted model, not a curated record. The transcript has a single exon. Lineage: Eukaryota; Viridiplantae; Streptophyta; Magnoliopsida; Ranunculales; Papaveraceae. The coding region runs from base 1 to 402 and encodes 133 amino acids.